AACUCGAAGCUUCUCAACGGACUUCUCAAGGAAGAGCUCGGCUUUCAAGGAUUCAUCAUGUCUGAUUGGCAAGCUCAACACGCCGGUGCUGCUACCGCUGUUGCAGGCCUCGACAUGGCCAUGCCGGGUGACGUUCUCUUCAAUACCGGAACUACAUUCUGGGGAACCAACUUGACCGUUGCUGUCCUCAACGGCACCGUUCCCGAGUAUCGCCUCGACGACAUGGCUCUGCGUAUCAUGGCUGCCUUUUUCAAGGUCGGCUUUGAGGUGGAGUCAGUUCCGGAACUCACCUUCUCCUCAUGGACAAAGGACACUGUCGGACCUGUUCAAUACUACGCCAAGGAAAACACCCAGGUCAUCAACCAGCACGUUGAUGUUCGUAAGGGCAGAGACCACGCCAACCUGAUUCGUGAGAUUGCCGCCAAGGCCACUGUUUUGUUGAAGAACAAUGGCGCCUUGCCGCUCAACAAGCCCAAGUUCUUGGCAGUCAUUGGAGAGGAUGCUGGACCCAACCUCAAAGGGCCCAACGGAUGCGACAACCGAGGCUGCAAUGACGGCACUCUGGGUGCUGCAUGGGGAUCAGGAACGGCAGAGUACCCUUACUUGGUCACCCCUGACCAGGGAUUGUCUGCCCGUGCUGUUGCCGAUGGUACUCGUUACGAAAGCAUUUUGAGCAAUUACGACACUGCGGCUACCACGGCUUUGGUUUCCCAGGCAGAUGCCACGGCAAUCGUGUUUGUCAAUGCCAACGGUGGUGAAGGUUUCAUCAACGUAGGAGGUAACGAGGGCGACCGCCAGAACCUGACGCUUUGGAACGCCGGAGAUGAGCUUGUCAAGAAUGUGUCGGCGAUCAACAACAACACCAUUGUUGUGAUUCACUCCAUCGGCCCAGUUCUGUUGACUGACAUGGUCAACAACCCCAACAUCACCGCUAUUGUUUGGGCCGGCCUUCCGGGGCAAGAGUCCGGUAACUCCAUUGCUGACGUCCUCUACGGAAACGUUAACCCGGGAGGCAAGUCUCCUUUCACAUGGGGCCCCAACCGCGAGAGCUACGGUGCCGAUGUUUUGUACGAGCCCAACAAUGGCGAGGCAGCGCCCCAAGACGACUUCACUGAGGGCGUCUUCAUUGACUACCGCCACUUUGACCGUGCUACUGCUGGAUCCAACAGCUCCGACGUUGCACCCAUCUACCCCUUCGGAUUUGGUCUCUCAUACACCACCUUUGAGUACUCCAACUUGGCCGUGACCAAGGGCAAUGCCGGCGCGUAUUCCCCGACGACUGGGGAGACGGCGGCAGCACCCACAUUCGGCAACUACAGCACUGACCCGGCCGAGUACGUCUUCCCCAGCAAUGAGUUCCGGUAUAUCUACAACUUCAUCUACCCCUACCUGAACACGUCGGAUGUUAAAGAGUCUGCCAACGACCCAACCUACGGCAAGACUGCCGAGGAAUUCCUUCCUCCCAACGCUGUUGCGAGCACUCCUCAGCCCAAGCACCCCGCAUCCGGAGCCCCUGGCGGCAACCCGCAGCUUUGGGAUGUCCUCUACACGGUGACUGCUACGGUGACCAACACGGGCAAGGUUGCUGGUGACGAGGUUGCUCAGCUCUACGUCUCGCUCGGCGGGCCAGAGGAUCCCGUCAAGGUGCUCCGUGGGUUUGAGCGCAUCCCUAUUGAGGUGGGCGCGUCGGCGACGUUCAAGGCGGAGAUUACCAGACGUGACCUCAGCAACUGGGACACAGCGAGCCAAAACUGGGUCAUCAGCGAGUACCCGAAGAAGGUGUGGGUUGGAAGCUCAUCAAGAGACCUGCCCCUGAGUGCAUCGCUGUAG
Molecule: messenger RNA, 1830 nt
Organism: Colletotrichum scovillei
Lineage: Eukaryota; Fungi; Ascomycota; Sordariomycetes; Glomerellales; Glomerellaceae
Product: glycosyl hydrolase family 3
Exons: 3
Coding region: 58-1830 (590 amino acids)
Biological process (GO): glucan catabolic process
Molecular function (GO): beta-glucosidase activity
Source: RefSeq, a predicted model, not a curated record